GUAACAUUGGCCCCUUCUAUUUGGGUUGGGUCCAAUAACCAAAUCGAUUAGGCCCACUAUUUUCGCUACACAGAAGGGAUACCGGUCCGACAUCUGCACUUUACAUAGCAACUACUACCAAUUUCCAGGUGAAAAAUUGACCGUCGGCCGGACUAUGGAGGAGAAGGCGGAGGAAGGAGCGAAACAAAGGAACCCGGUGUCAAGAGCUACCACCCAGAAAGUGCUGAUUCAGAUUCCCUCUUACGAAGAAGUAAUCGGAGCCUCGCAGCCCAAAUCGACCCCUUCUUCUGGGUCUCUCUUUCAGCCAUCCCAGUCUUUCUCCCAAGCUUUCUCCUUUAUCAAGAAUUCCGAAUUCUACUCCCCUCCCCCGCAGCCGCCGCAGCCAUCGUCGCAAUCGCCUUCCUCCUCGUCUUUGCCGAAUAGUGUCUCCCGGAGUGGCGCUGCUGCUUCUUCAUCAAGUUCUCAGUCGGGUUCACAGAAUAGUCAGACUCGGAAUGCGAUCCUUGUUAGUCACAGGCAGAAGGGAAACCCUUUGCUUAAGCACAUCAGAAAUGUGAGGUGGACUUUUGCUGAGGUGGUCGGUGACUACUUGGUUGGCCAGAGCUCAUGUGCUCUCUACCUGAGUCUUCGCUACCAUCUAUUGCAUCCGGACUACCUGUAUUACCGAAUAAGGGAGCUCCAGAAGAACUACAAGCUUCGUGUUGUUCUUUGCCAUAUCGAUGUGGAGGAUGUUGCUAAGCCUUUACUUGAAGUUACAAAGACAGCAUUGCUUCAUGAUUGUACACUUCUAUGUGCAUGGAGUUUGGAGGAAUGUGGUCGUUACUUAGAGACCAUAAAAAUGUAUGAGAACAAGCCCGCAGACCUUAUUCAGGGUCAGAUGGACACUGACUAUUCAUCAAGGUUACAACAUGCCCUCACAUCUGUUAGACAUGUUAACAAGACUGAUGUGGUCACCCUUGGCUCGACAUUUGGGUCUCUUUCCAGUGUAAUGGAUGCCUCGAUGGAGGAUCUUGCUCGUUGUCCUGGCAUAGGAGAGCGCAAGGUGAAACGUCUGUAUGAUACUUUUCAUGAACCAUUCAAGCGCACAGUUUCAAAUUACCCUGUUGUUCCUGAAACUCCUACCCAAGGACCUUCCUUGGAAGAUCAAGUUGCAGAAGUAGGAGUAGAAAAGGAAGGAGAAGAAGAUACAAAUAAGCGUAGGAGGAAAGAACCCGAAAAGACAGUCAAAUCUGCCCUGUCCGCUGCAUAUGCUAAGUAUGCUAAUAAGUUUGGCAAAAAGAACAGUAAAUCUCCGGAAAAGGAGGCAGGAGGACGAAGUAGCUCCCCAGGACCAGAAGGUGCAAAGAGUAACUCCAAAGAAGGGGAAUCAAGCUGACUAUCUGAAAGUCUGAGAUGAAUAAGUGCUUUGGUUCUUGAUGUGAACGAACCAAGCAAUUCUACAAUUCAGAAGAUCAUUCAAGGUCAAAGCCUAAUGGCUACUGUCCAAGUGGUGAGUUCUGCACUUGGGCUUAUCAGCAGCGCUGAGGUGCGUAAGUCUGUGAAUUUGUAGAUUAGCUUCAAGGAUGCUGGAUUUUAAUCCAGCCAAAGUGUAUGUCAUUAACUUAUUGAUGGGGUAUGACCAAACAAGUAAAGUCUAACUAUUAGAUUCUGAUAAAAGACACUUAUAUUU
Messenger RNA from Linum trigynum, 1669 nucleotides. NCBI's taxonomy places the organism in Eukaryota, Viridiplantae, Streptophyta, Magnoliopsida, Malpighiales, Linaceae. The record is from the annotation of a GenBank genome assembly.